AUGGAUGAACCUCCUGAGUACAGCCACCCGAUGACUGGGGGAAUUUCCGAGGAUAUGGGAUUUCUGUUUGGCACGCGCUGGAUCCCUGUCGAGGAGGUCGUGGGUUGGGCAAUGCAACAUCAUGACAUGGGAUGGCUCUCCACCAUUGACCUCAUUCAGACAGCGGCUGCCUUAUACGGUGCACAAAUUGGGGAGAACGGCGUCUUCAUGGGACGAGAUGAAGUACCUCAUCGACAACCACGAGAAACCAUUGCCCAAGCCAGACGGUGGAAAGAAUGGGGACCCCAGGCGAGGAACACUACAGCCGGGGUGAAUUCUGGAACCACAGCGGCAUCUUCGUCCUCGUCAAGCUCCUCUCAUCCAGGGCACCCUUCAGCUUCAGCCGGGGUGAUACCUGGUAAUGCGGUUUCAACUUCGGCUUCGAGCUCGUCGCAGGGACAUUAUGGUACAUCGUCGGCAAGCUUGUCGAUGAAGGGCUUCUACAGGCAUGGACAAUUCGUGCCACGAGACCGUACGGCAGAGGAGCAACGGCGCCAUGCUGGUGGUCAAGGACCAGCCCGUAUGGCCCGAAGGCAGGCCCGCUUGGAAGCAUGGACGACAGGACAAUGGAUACCAGCUUGGCUGAGAGACUAUCAGGUAGCCAAGCAAGCCCGGGACCAGGAACGCCGACAAGGACAUUACAAAGAUGAGCAGGUCGAGGAGAAGCAGGCGGAGAAGAAAGAGAACCAGGAAGACAUGGACAACGAGGGUGACAAUACAGAACUUCUUCAACAUCCACGCGGGGGUGAACAUGGAGUUGGACAACUAUGGCGACCUUUAGGGCCUCCUGUACAACAAAAUUGGAGGACAUUUACAGACACGGAGUUUGACGAGGUGAACUUCAUGAUGCGGCCUGGACUGAAGGGAGAGGAGAAAGCCCUUCUGCAACAAGAGGGUGUUGCUGCGGAACAUGUGGCUGAGAUGGAGUUCUUCUUUCGGGAAUAUGAAAGCUAUGUGGGAAAUGACCUAGGAGCUGAAGCGCGAUGGGCACUUGGAGUUUGGCUUUUACAAAGUCAGGAGGGUGCAGGAGUACAAGACAAUAGCGAAGCUGGUGGAUCGGGCUCAGACACACACGUCUUGCCCCCUUCGCAGAGAACCACAAGAUCAAAGAUUAAGGGAGGAGCUACUUAG
Messenger RNA from Symbiodinium sp. CCMP2456, 1170 nucleotides. The record is from the annotation of a GenBank genome assembly. Lineage: Eukaryota; Dinophyceae; Suessiales; Symbiodiniaceae.